CGGAGCAGCGUUGCCUGGAUCGGCACACGUUCUACUUCAGCACACGCAACUCCCCAGCUGCAGCGGUGACUAUAACGCGUCCGCAGUCACAGAAUCACGCAGAGCACUAGUAAUAUGACUUCGACGAGCAAGAAGACUCGGAAUCCGGACGAAAUCCUGUACUUCGCCUACGCCAGCAAUAUGUGGUCUCGCCGCAUACACAUUUGCAAUCCGACGGCCAAGUUUUUCGACAUCGGCGAGCUUGAGGGCUACUACAUCGACUUCUUCGAUUAUUUCGAAAGCUGGAGAGGUGCCAGUGCUGCGCUGCAAAAGGGUCCCGGAAGAAUCGCGCACGGUGUCGUAUGGACAGUGCCGAAAGAAGACAUCCAUAAUCUAGACCGACAAGAGAGUGACUACGAAGGCGUUGACGUCACCGUAAAGCUGUCAUCCGGAGAAGACGCAGUCUGCCGGACGUACGUCUACGGACGCACAAAGGCCGGGAAGAGAGACUUACCUUCGCUCUUCUACAAGGCGGUCAUCGUUGCCGGGGCAGUCGAGCACCAGUUGCCCGAGGCGUACGUGCAGGAGCUGGUCAAGCAGCCGGACAACGGCAACGUCCAGGGCGUCAGCGUUCCCCUGGACGUCGAAGAGCUGAGAUCCUCCGUGAAAGGAUACUUGAGCUUGUGAACUGUACUAGCUCGCCCGGGUCGCCGAAGUGAAAACACCACCUCGCCAUCAAUAAACACAUCAUUCCAUAAA
Molecule: messenger RNA, 738 nt
Organism: Rhipicephalus microplus (southern cattle tick)
Lineage: Eukaryota; Metazoa; Arthropoda; Arachnida; Ixodida; Ixodidae
Product: gamma-glutamylcyclotransferase
Molecular function (GO): gamma-glutamylcyclotransferase activity
Source: RefSeq, a predicted model, not a curated record